Molecule: messenger RNA, 3493 nt
Organism: Puntigrus tetrazona (Sumatra barb)
Lineage: Eukaryota; Metazoa; Chordata; Actinopteri; Cypriniformes; Cyprinidae
Product: ras-specific guanine nucleotide-releasing factor 1-like
Exons: 25
Coding region: 164-3460 (1098 amino acids)
Biological process (GO): Ras protein signal transduction; positive regulation of GTPase activity
Cellular component (GO): plasma membrane
Molecular function (GO): guanyl-nucleotide exchange factor activity; protein binding
Source: RefSeq, a predicted model, not a curated record
UUUUAUUGUGUCUGUUUUGCAGUAUUAUUUUACAGUUAGCUUCAACCAUGAGAAUCAGAAGGCUCUGGAGCUUCGUACAGAAGAUGUUAAGGACUGCGAUGAAUGGGUGGCAGCAAUAUCACAUGCCAGCUACAGAAACCUGGCCACCGAGCAUGAAACGCUCAUGCAGAAGUACCUCCAUCUACUCCAAAUCGUGGAGACCGAGAAAACAGUUGCUAAGCAACUUCGACAACAGAUAGAAGAUGGGGAGAUUGAGAUUGAACGUCUAAAAUCAGAGAUCGCGGCCAUGCUCAAAGACAAUGAGAAGAUUCAGUCGAAUCCCACCACUGCACCUAGUGAUGAUGAUUCAGAAAUCAAGAAAAUCAAGAAAGUGCAAAGCUUUCUGAGGGGCUGGAUGUGUCGGCGAAAGUGGAAGACCAUCAUUCAAGACUACAUCCGUUCGCCACAUGCAGAGAGCAUGAGGAAGAGGAACCAAGUCGUCUUUAGCAUGCUGGAAGCAGAGGCUGAAUACGUCCAACAGCUCCACAUCCUUGUCAACAACUUCUUGAGACCGCUUCGCAUGGCUGCCAGCUCGAAGAAACCGCCCAUAACUCAUGAUGAUGUCAGCAGCAUAUUCCUCAACAGCGAAACCAUAAUGUUUCUGCAUCAGAUAUUCUACCAAGGGUUGAAAGCUCGAAUAGCAAGCUGGCCAACAUUAGUCUUGGCCGACCUAUUUGACAUCCUGCUGCCCAUGCUGAACAUCUACCAGGAGUUUGUACGUAACCACCAGUACAGUUUGCAGAUCUUGGCCCACUGCAAGCAGAACCGCGACUUCGACAAGCUGCUUAAACAAUAUGAAGCCAAACCUGACUGUGAGGAGCGCACACUGGAGACGUUCCUCACAUACCCCAUGUUCCAGAUUCCUCGUUACAUACUGACCCUCCAUGAGCUGUUAGCACAUACACCGCAUGAGCAUGUGGAGAGAAACAGCUUGGAUUAUGCCAAGUCAAAGCUGGAGGAGCUUUCCAGGAUCAUGCACGAUGAAGUUAGCGAGACGGAGAACAUUCGGAAGAACCUCGCUAUCGAGCGUAUGAUCGUGGAGGGCUGUGAAAUUCUCCUAGACACCAGCCAGACCUUUGUCAGACAAGGAUCUCUGAUACAAGUGCCCAUGAGUGAGAAGGGCAAGAUCACCCGUGGCCGACUGGGCUCUCUGUCUCUGAAGAAGGAGGGAGAGAGGCAGUGUUUCCUCUUCUCCAAACAUCUGAUCAUCUGCACUAGGGGCUCUGGAGGAAAACUACACCUCACCAAGAAUGGAGUGGUGUCUCUCAUUGACUGCACACUGAUAGAGGAACCAGAGGGCACAGAUGACGAGUCCAAGUCAGACAAGAGCGGUCAGGACAUGGAGCACCUGGAUUUUAAGAUUGUGGUAGAGCCCAAAGACAGCCAGUCCUUCACCAUCAUCCUGGUGGCCUCCUCACGGCAAGAGAAGUCAGCCUGGACCAGUGACAUCAGCCAGUGCAUAGAUAACAUUCGUUGUAAUGGGCUGAUGAUGAACGCCUUCGAGGAGAACUCCAAAGUCACUGUGCCCCAGAUGAUCAAGUCUGAUGCCAGUUUGUACUGUGAUGACGUGGAUAUCCGCUUCAGUAAGAUGAUGAACUCCUGCAAGGUGUUGCAGAUCCGCUACGCCAGCGUGGAACGCCUGCUGGAGAGGUUGACUGACCUGCGAUUCCUCUCCAUCGACUUCCUCAACACCUUCCUGCACUCCUACCGCGUGUUCACCAGCGCUGACGUGGUGCUCGACAAACUCAUCACCAUCUACAAGAGGCCUAUCAGUGCCAUACCAGCCCGAUCCCUGGAGCUGUUUUUCGCGAGCAGCCAGAACAACAAGCUCCUCUAUGGAGAGCCACCAAAGUCGCCCCGUGCCAGCCGCAAGUUCUCCUCCCCACCCCCACUGGCCAUCACCAAGACCUCGUCCCCCAACCGCCGCCGCAAACUGUCCCUCAACAUCCCCAUCAUCACCGGUGGGAAGGCUCUGGACCUGGCUGCCCUUAGCUGUUCCUCCAAUGGCUAUGCAAGCAUGUACUCCUCCAUGUCCCCUUUCAGCAAGACCACGCUGGACAUCAACAAGCUCUAUGUGUCCAGCCCUAUCACCAGCAAGAUUCCUGAUGAUGGUGAAGGCAAGACGGACAAGGCUGAUGAAGUUUCGCUGUGCAAACAGGACAUUUCAGUGAGGGAGGAAAGCGACAACGACCAGAUCCAGAGUGACGAGGCAGAGGCUGAAGUGUCGCCCACCAAAUCACCCACCACUCCCAAAAACGUCAAAUGCAAAAACUCCUCAGAAUUCUCUCUGUUCUCAUACAAUAAUGGCAUGGUGAUGUCGUCCUGUCGGGAGCUGGAUAACAACCGUAGCGCCUUGUCUGCCGCUUCUGCCUUCGCCAUUGCUACUGCUGGUGCCAACGAGGGCACGCCGACCAAGGAGAAGUACCGCCGCAUGUCUCUGGCAAGCACAGGGUUCCCCACAGAUCAGAGGAACGGAGAUAAGGAGUUUGUGAUUCGCCGAGCAGCAACUAACAGAGUUCUCAAUGUCCUCAGGCACUGGGUGUCCAAACACGCGCAGGACUUUGAAACCAACACUGAGCUCAAAAUGAAAGUGAUUAGUUUCCUGGAGGAAGUGAUGCAUGACCCUGAACUUCUGACCCAAGAAAGGAAAGCCGCUGCCAACAUCAUAAGGACACUGACACAGGAGGAUCCUGGUGACAAUCAGAUCUGUCUGGAGGAGGUGCUGCAGAUGGCUGAAUGCCCAAAGACUGAGUGUUUUGAAUCUCUGUCAGCGAUGGAGCUAGCUGAACAAAUCACUCUUCUCGAUCACAUCGUCUUCAGGAGCAUUCCCUACGAGGAGUUCCUGGGCCAAGGAUGGAUGAAGACAGACAAGACGGAGAGAACUCCAUACAUCAUGAAGACAAGUCAGCACUUCAAUGAUAUGAGUAAUCUCGUGGCCUCUCAGAUCAUGAGCCACACAGAUGUGGGCUCUAGAGCCAGCUCUAUUGAAAAAUGGGUAGCAGUGGCUGAUAUUUGCCGCUGUCUCAACAAUUACAACGGUGUCUUGGAGAUCACGUCUGCUCUGAACCGGAGCGCCAUCUACAGGCUAAAGAAGACUUGGGCGAAAGUGUGCAAACAGACUAAAGCCCUAAUGGACAAACUUCAAAAGACCGUGUCAUCGGAGGGAAGGUUUAAAAACCUAAGGGAAACUCUAAAAAACUGUAAUCCACCUUGUGUUCCAUAUCUGGGUAUGUAUUUGACAGACCUCGCAUUUAUCGAAGAGGGAACACCAAACUUCACAGAAGAAGGGCUGGUUAACUUCUCAAAGAUGAGAAUGAUAUCUCAUAUAAUACGAGAGAUCCGACAGUUCCAGCAAACUCCGUACAGAAUUGAGCACCAACCAAAGGUUAGACAAAUAAUUCAUAUUCAGAUCAAGUUCUGACACCUCCAUGCAUCAGUGCUGCUUCAAUAAUAU